GAACCGCAGCCCGGCGGCCCUGGAACCUCCCAGGGCUAACUGACCAUCCAGACCUGCUCACCUGUGCAGCAGAACAAAGUGGCCUGGAAGAAGAGAGGAGACAGUAGCUAAGCGUCCAGGGAAGUGACCAUCUAUUCAUUGUUCCUGAAAGAGAAACUCAAAGAACAGAAACAGUAGGAAAUGGCUGAUUCUCCAGUAAACAUGUCGCAGGGUCUGUUGACAUUCAGGGAUGUAGCUGUGGACUUCCCCCAGGAGGAGUGGGAAUGCCUGGACUCAGCUCAGAGAGCUUUGUACAUUGAUGUGAUGUUGGAGAAUUACAACAACCUGGUCUUUGUGGAGAACUAUUGCAAAUGUGAUCCUGUCGAUCAACACGUGAAGACUGAAAAGGAGUCUUGUCAGUGUAAUGAGCUUGGCAAAGUGCUUCAUGACCCCUCCACACUUGCACUUUAUAGAACAAGUGAAACUACAGAAAACUCUAAUAACUACACAUGCAGUAACCACAGGGAUGCCUCUAUUGACUCUUCAAACCUACAUAGACAUGAAAACAUGAACACUAGAGAAGAUUCUUGCAAAUCUGAAGAUUGUGAGAAAUCUUUAAAUUUGUGUCCCAUCAUUAAUCAAGAUCAGGGACUCGAUACUACAAAGAAAGAGCAUAGGCAGAAUAAAUAUGAUGACUAUUUCCGCUCUGUAUCCAGUCUUUUGCAACAAUCAGUCUACAUUGGAGAGAAACCACACAAGUGUGCGAAAUGCGGGAAAUGCUUCAGUACUGGCUCAAGCCUCACUGUACAUGAGAGAAUUCAUACUGGAAUUAAACCCUACAAGUGCAAUGUUUGUGAAAAAUCCUUUACCCAACUUUCAAGUCUUAAAACACAUCAAAGACUUCAUACUGGGGAGAAACCUUACAAAUGUCAAGAAUGUGAGAAGUCAUUUCCUCAGUUGUCAGCAUUUCGUAGCCAUCAGAAAAGGCAUACAGGAGAGAAACCUUACAAAUGUAAGGACUGUGACAAAUCCUUUGCCCACUGUUCCACUCUCAAGAGUCAUCAGAAAGUGCAUACUGCUGGGAAACAUUAUAGUUGUCCAAAAUGUGGCAUCAUCUUUCAUAUGCAUUCACACUUUAAAACCCAUUACAGACUCCAUAGAGUAGAGAAGCUCUACAAGUGCAGUGACUGUGACAGAGCCUUCCCUCACUAUUCAUUAUUGAGUAGCCAUAGGAAAACUCAUUCUCUAGUGAAGGUUCACACAUGCAAAGAAUGUGGUAAGUCCUUCCCUAAAUUAUCACGUCUUAACAGGCAUUACAGAAUCCAUACUGGUGAAAAGCCUUACAAAUGUGAGGUAUGUGACAAAUCCUUUACCUUAAAGUCAACCCUUAGAAGACAUCAGAAAAUUCAUACUGGGGAGAAACCUUACAAAUGUAAGGAAUGUGGCAAAUCCUUUAUCGAACACUCAGAUCUUAGAAUACAUCAGAGUGUUCAUACUGGAGAGAAACAUUACAAAUGUAAGGAAUGUGACAAAUCUUUUGCCCAAUCUUGUGGUUUAAGAAAUCAUCUGAAAUUUCAUACUGGAGAGAAGAAAUUUCACAUAUGUGAAGACUGUGACAUAUCCUUUGUCCGCUAUUCUCAUCUUAGAAGACAUCAGAAAGUUCAUACUGGAGAUAGACCUUACAAUUGUAAGGAAUGUGACAAAUCCUUUUCCAGUUGCUCACAUCUUAUAAGACAUCAGAGAAUUCAUACUGGAGAAAGACCUUACAGUUGUAAGGAAUGUGACAAAUCCUUCUCCAGUUGCUCAAAUCUUAGAAGACAUCAGAAUGUUCACACUGGGGAGAAACCCUUCAAAUGUAUGGAAUGUGACAAGUUCUUUACCCGUGAAUCACAUCUUAGAACACAUCAGAGAGUUCAUACUAGAGAGAGACCUUACAGUUGUCAGGAAUGUGACAAAUCUUUUGCCUACUCUUCUAGUUUAAGGUGUCAUCAGAAAAUCCAUAAUGGAGAUAAACCAUACAAAUGCAAAAACUGAUGCAUCCUUUAUCCAGAUUUCCAAGCUUAGGAGACAUUAGAAAAUUCAUACUGGAGAGAAACAUAGAAUUUAUAUAAUGUUAUUUUCCACUAUCCUCUGCUUACAAAUCACAACAGUAUACAUAAUAUGAACAUAAAGAUCAAAAACUUGUAAGAGUCUUUAAUGAAGGUUUAAAUUUUAAGCAAUAGCCUAGAGUUUGUAUUAAAAUGCUAUAAAUGUAACAGUGGGAAAAGCUUUUUAUUUCCU
This is a messenger RNA of Onychomys torridus (southern grasshopper mouse), 2259 nucleotides long. Its product is annotated as zinc finger protein 54-like. Gene Ontology annotation, molecular function: RNA polymerase II cis-regulatory region sequence-specific DNA binding; DNA-binding transcription factor activity, RNA polymerase II-specific. Gene Ontology annotation, biological process: regulation of transcription by RNA polymerase II. The coding region runs from base 181 to 2013 and encodes 610 amino acids. The transcript has 5 exons. The record is from RefSeq and is a predicted model, not a curated record. Lineage: Eukaryota; Metazoa; Chordata; Mammalia; Rodentia; Cricetidae.